AUGGCAUCUCUCCUCUCCUCGCGUGUCACUUGCCUCCGGACCCUCACGGCAGCAUCUCGAGCACUCUCUUCCUCAUCACACGCUCCAGCCGUAGCCGCGUUUUCCACAUCUACCCGCCUGCGCCAACCGACAUCCUUGAACAAGCACAUAAACCGUCCCAAAAUCAUUGCACAGCUACCCACCCCACGCUUUGUACGAAACGAGUCGACAAACGCUACAUCAUCAUCGUCAUCAUCAUCAUCACCCCAGACUUCACCGCCGACGUCCACCGAACCUCCGGAGCAUAUCCUCACAUGGGACCGAUUCUUCGCGCUACGACGGAAACGAAGAUGGAUCAAUCUGGGCUGCUCCGUUGUGACGGCAGUAGGAGCGGUGGGCAUAUUCGCGCCGAUGUUAGCAGAGCAAGACUUCGACACGUGGGGAGCACAGCUUAGUGGCUUGGAUCCGGUGAUUGUGCUGGGCAUUUCCACAUUCGCCAUUGCGGCAGGAGGUUGGCUAUGCGGGCCUUCGUUCGGCACAGCGGGCUUCACAUUGUGGGCGGGACAGAAAGGAUGGACACGAUUGAUUGCUCAGAAAGAGAAGUCCUUCUACGCCCGCGUGAAGAAGUACCGUGCCGACGCAUCAUCCUCCAGUCCGCAGAACCCCAUUCCCGAUUACUACGGCGAGAAGAUUGGAAGUGUGAAGGAUUACAGGAGGUGGCUGAAGGAUCAGAGGGCCUUCAACCUGAAGAAGAACAAGAACAUGAUUUGA
Messenger RNA from Zymoseptoria tritici IPO323, 750 nucleotides. RefSeq lists its product as uncharacterized. Gene Ontology annotation, cellular component: PAM complex, Tim23 associated import motor. The transcript is spliced from 2 exons. Bases 1 to 750 code for a protein of 249 amino acids. The record is from RefSeq and is a predicted model, not a curated record. Gene Ontology annotation, biological process: protein import into mitochondrial matrix. Lineage: Eukaryota; Fungi; Ascomycota; Dothideomycetes; Mycosphaerellales; Mycosphaerellaceae.